AAAACAGAUACAAUUUAGACGACCAUGACAUGGUCAUGAAGACACGCGGAGUUAGUGGGGAUGCUCUUCGAUCGUAAACUUCGUGUGUGAACUUUGAUGGCCAAUGUCAGGGUUGCAGCCUCGGCGUCUCAGUCAACAUCAACCAGCCGCACAACCCGGAAACGCCGCCGUCCCCCAUGGCGCACAAUGGUUUUCGCAGCUUCAGCCAUACUAUGUCCUAUUUCAGCGGGUGUGGAUGCAUUUGUCCGGUCAGGAGUUGAUCCAUCAUUUUACCAAGGCUCACGGCUCAGGUCUUGGCACACCCUCACAUUCCCGCGACGAUCUCCUCCAAGUGAACGACAUUGCCAAUUUCUUUUCCUGCGUGAGGCUUUGCUAACGCUGACUGCAUCCAAAGAGUCGAAUGAUGGCGAUGAUUUCAAGCAGGAAUCAAGUGCAAGGAUGUCGGGUCGAGGUGUAUCAUCGUAUUUUCUCACUCACAGCACGCUCGCCCCGCCGCACGCCUCGUUGCAUCCUCCUUUGCUUCUCGACGACGAGCGUCAAGCCGCCAUAGUGAGCAAGCUGGCAAAAGAAGGAUAUCUCAAGCAAGCUGUCAAGCUUUUGUCCAAUUUAAAGGCUCCAUCUCCCCUCCUUGUGCGAACCCUUUUGAUGGCAUGUGUAAAUGCGGAGAGCUUACCCUUGGCCCUUGCUGUGGUGAAAAUGCCGCACGUGCAUCCCUCCGUGCAGCAAUACACCUUAGUCAUCCAAAUUUGUGCUCGGCAGGAGAGAUGGUUUGAGGCCGUGCGCCUUCUGCGCGACAUGCGGACCCGAGGGGCACCGCCCGACCUGGUCGCUUACACCGCCGUGAUGGAUUGUUGCGCCAAGGCGGGCCAGUGGGAGGCAGCCCUGACGCUCAUCCCUGAAAUGAAGGAAGCGGGUGUUCGGCCUGAUCGUAUCACGUAUAACACGGCCAUUGAUGCAUGCGCGAAGGGGGGGCAAUGGCAGAGAGCUUUGGAAUUUUUGCGUGGGAUGGAGGAACCUAAUUUGAUCAGCUACAACAGUGCGUUGGAUUCUUGCGCUAAGACAGGCCGAUGGAAGGAGGCAGUAGGGCUGUUGGAGGAAAUGCGGCAGGCAGGCAGGAGGAAAGACGGUAGGGGGAGCACGGUCAGCGACCAGACGCAAGAAGUCGGCGCCAACCAGGGCAACACCACCAACACCAUCCCCGGCAAUCGAGGUAGCAAGCCGUCCAUCCGGCCCAACAUUAUCUCCUACAACACCGCAAUAGAGGCCUGCGCUAAAAGGGGCCGCUUCGAAGAAGCCCUGGCCAUCCUGAGAUCCAUGCAGGUCCCCGACACGGAGAAGGCGGGGGGGCAUGUGCCUCUCCCCAGCGCGAGUAAGAAGCGCAACGGAGCCUCCCAUCACCGCCGCCACCAACGUCUUGUGCCAGAACCGGACCUGGUCACGUACCAUUCCGCGAUCAAAGCAUGUGGACAUGCUGGGCAGUGGGAACAUGCCUUAAGCCUCCUUGCCGAGGUGCGUGCCGCUCGAUGGAUUGAGCUGGAGCCCUCCACCUAUAAUGCUGCCAUCGCGGCUUGCGCCAAAUCUGGCCGAUUCAACGAGGCGCUGGACUUGUUGAAGGAAUGUGGAGAUGCCAGCAAUGUCGUGACUUACAACUCAGCCAUGCAGGCUUGCUCCUCGGGUGGGCGGCCGGACCUCGCCUUCCAGCUGUUGCAGGUGAUGAAGGCCAAUGGAGUGGAGCCCGACGUGGUAAGUUACACUACCGUCAUGCAACGUUCCUCGGUCGACGUAGCUACAAGUGUCCUCAAUCGUAUGCGUGCAGCGGGCGUGAGCGUGGGGGUUAUGACCUACAACGCGCUUUUGAAUGCCUGUGCUCGGGAGGGCGAUUGGCGGACGAGCCUCGCGAUGCUGGAGGAGAUGGAUCAUCAGUCUGUGGCCCCCAACGUCGUGACUUACACCCUGGCCAUGGAAGCGUGUGGCCGAGGGGGGCAAUGGCAAGCGGCACUGGAGGUAUUGAACGAGAUGACCGUGCGUGGCGUCCCGUUGGACUCGAAGGCUUGCCAGACGGCCAUCGACGUGUGCGCCAAGGUCCAGGACUGGAACAAGGCACUGAGUCUCCUCAGGGACGUGAGUGCGCAGGGCAGAGAUGGAAUAGGAGACCAGGGCAGCGGCAAAGGGGGUACGAAGGAAUUGUACGAGAAAGCCAUGGCUGCGUUCGGGCGGGCGGGGGAAUGGGAGAAAGUCUUGUGGCUGCUUGAAGGAAUGGAUCGUCCUGAUCAGAAAGUGACCAACCUGGCAAUGCGAGCAUGUGCUCAGGCGGGAAGAUGGGAGGAAGCUGUCGGCCUUCUGCAGAAUAUGACGAGCAAGGGCAUUGCUCCAGACCAAUGGAGCUACAACACGGCCAUCCAUGCCUGUGCACAGGCCGGAAAUGCCGAAAAAGCCUUGAAACUGUUGAAGGAAAUGGGCCAAGAAGGCGUCGUUCCUGACGUGGUAAGCUAUACGACUGCCAUGGAUGCAUGUGCCUCGGUAGGAGACGUGGAAACAAGUCUCCGGCUUUUGGAAGAGAUGGUGAAGAAGGGUGUCCACCCCAACCAUCGGAGCUUCAAUGCCAUUAUGAGUGCGCAUGGGAAUGCAGGCCAGGCCACCGAAGCCAUUGCUGUGCUGGGUCUGAUGACUGAGCAUGGGCUGACCCCGGACGUGAAGAGCUACACUCUGGCCAUGGACAUAUGUCUGCGUCAAGGCCUGUGGCAAGUUGCUCUCAAAAUCGUGGAACGCAUGCAUGCAACGCGGGUGCGCUUUGAUGCGAUUUCUUACGGCAAGGCUAUCCACGCGGCCCAUUUGGGCGAACAAUGGGAGGUCGCGGUGGGGUUUUUGGAUGAAAUGGUGGAAAGUGGUUGGCUUCCGAGUCAUAAAAGCUAUACCCUAGUGGUCGAGGCAUGCCGGCGAGCGGGAGAGUCGAGGCUGGCCGAAGAGGUAAGUAGACGCUGGGCGCGUGAUAAAGAAAGCUUGGCGCGAGCGAAUCGUCGGCGUGGGGGAAAAGGAUUGGCAGACACUCGGCGACGCGAUAACCGAGGAAAGUCUAAUUCUGAGGGACGAAAACAUGGGACAAGUCCGAUUGAAAAUCAGCCCGAAAGCAGCCGUGGAAACAAGGAUAGCGCGCGAGUGGACACAACGAGAGGCUCUUCUUCUGCCACAGUGAGCAUCACCAACCAUGUGAGCCAUCCACCACCAUCCUCGGGCCUGGGUCCGCAAUUUCCGUUUCAAACGAAACGAUGACAUGAAUCGAGAUGCGCUGGCUUGGCAAAGGGAUGCAUGAUAUCUCAGAGGGGUAAAGUACAAACAUAGAUAACCGAAAAUCGUAGAAGAUGACAAUUUUAUCGACGAAAACUUUCACGGCAACUGGAGGUAAUAAGCUAUAAAAUGGCAAAAAAUCGAAAGAUAAGUGAAAAACCGUUUGUGUACGAUUUAAGCUGGUGGAGAUCAGAGAAAUGUGUGGUCAUGCGACAGGAAUUCAACAUGCUGGUUUGUUCUCGCUAAUUAACAUAAAUGAAGAAUUCUGGCCGCUCAGA
Messenger RNA from Nannochloropsis gaditana CCMP526, 3563 nucleotides. RefSeq lists its product as uncharacterized. The transcript has a single exon. Gene Ontology annotation, molecular function: protein binding. The record is from RefSeq and is a predicted model, not a curated record. The coding region runs from base 97 to 3270 and encodes 1057 amino acids.